Molecule: messenger RNA, 1381 nt
Organism: Gossypium raimondii (Peruvian cotton)
Lineage: Eukaryota; Viridiplantae; Streptophyta; Magnoliopsida; Malvales; Malvaceae
Product: classical arabinogalactan protein 26
Exons: 2
Coding region: 177-593 (138 amino acids)
Source: RefSeq, a predicted model, not a curated record
UUUCUCUAAGUCCCCACCAUCACUUCCACAGCACUGUUUUUUCUUUAAGCCUUAAUCAUCAACCUCAUCACGUUCUUCUUAUACACCUUUUUGCAUACUCUAAUAUUCUCUCUCUCUCUUUUCUUUAUAUUCGUUUAUUGAACUUUCAUAGUUGGUUACCAAUCUUUGAUCAUUUAAUGGCUACCCUUUGGUCAGUCAUGGUUUUCAUGGCUUGUUUCUCUUCACUAGCUUUAUCUUCGUCUCAAGUCCAUGCAGUUCAAUUCUCCAGUAUAUCAGCUGCCCCAGCAUUCUUGCCAACUGCUCCUCUAUCUUCUUCUCCUAGUUUACCCCCAGAUAUUGAGCCUUUACUUCCUACUCCUAAAGGUAUGGCACCUUCCCCUACCGAGUCAUCAUUCCCCACUAUUCCUUCAAGUCCUAGCCCUCCUAACCCAGACAGUAUGUUGGCUCCUGGUCCUGGUUUUGCACCUUCACCAUCUGGGUCCUUACCAGCAUCUACUGCGGUUUCUUUAGCUUCAGCUGGAGUUCUAAAUUCGACAUUGUUUUUUGGGUUGCUUGUGGCACUAUGCUUAUUGCAGCAGCUUUCUGGUGUGUAAGGAUAUACAUAUGCUAUUUGCUUUGAUGUACCUAACUAAAACUAGAGAGCAAUAAAACUCGCACUGCUGAAUUCAAAGGGACUCCAUUUCUUGGUGGUGGUUUGUUUCAUAAUACACUUCUUGAGGUCCACUUUCUCAUCCUUGAGCACUUGGACAGCCAAACUGAGUUGUCUAAUCACUUCCAUCUUCUCUUCAUCUUUCUGCAUCAACUGAGCCUUCUGAAUCUCGUUCUCUUCUUUCAACCUCUCUAUUUCUUCUCUCAACUUCGUCAAUUCAUCUUCGGAUACCUCAUUUGAAACUUCAUCCAUUACUUGUUCAUCAAGUAAGGUUCCGUCUCCCUUUGCAGCUUCUCCCUCUGUUUCAUGUUCGGGGUCAUCAACUUCAGAUGCAGCAUACGAACCAAAUGACUCCGAGUAACUGUCGUAGGUUUUAUCCAUCACAUUUAUUGUCUUCAUGGAUGAGAAUGGGGACACUGACGUUGUUAGGAGGCGAGUUCCAGGGUCUGUCUUAACUUGAUCGUACCGCUCGGCAAGUGAACGCUGGGCUCGGUAGAGAUCUUCAACCAGACAAAUCAGUUCGGGCCGCUUCUUGUAGUACAUUUCUGCACGUUGCGCAAAGGAAUCUGCAUCUUCCUCUAUCAGUUUCAGCAUCGCCUUCGUCUUAUGGUCCAGUUCUGACAUUGGUAUAAAAAACCAUUUCAUCAUUUAAGCAAAUGGAGGGAACAGAGAAACUAAACAUUGUAAAAGAAAUUUUGGGGAAUUUAAAAAAAGUGCCAAAUUUACUGUUUC